Messenger RNA from Oryzias latipes (Japanese medaka), 7883 nucleotides. Its product is annotated as trinucleotide repeat-containing gene 6B protein. The record is from RefSeq and is a predicted model, not a curated record. Gene Ontology annotation, biological process: miRNA-mediated post-transcriptional gene silencing; positive regulation of nuclear-transcribed mRNA poly(A) tail shortening. NCBI's taxonomy places the organism in Eukaryota, Metazoa, Chordata, Actinopteri, Beloniformes, Adrianichthyidae. Gene Ontology annotation, cellular component: P-body; nucleoplasm. Gene Ontology annotation, molecular function: nucleic acid binding.
GCUGCUAAAGCUCCCCUCAGAAGCAAAAUGGCCGACAGUAAACUAACCGAUCCUACAGCGUCUGACAGUCAUCAAGGGUUUAUGCAUGUUUUGUUUACAGCUUGAGAACUACAGUCGCUCAGAAAAGGAUUUUCGCCUUUUUUUCCUUUUUUACAGUUUAGAUUUGGCCUACUUGCGAUGUUAUUUCACAUUCAAUUUAGCCUUGGAAGCCUCGAAGAACUAGCUUGUUAGGCUAGCUUCUUUGCUAGCCUGCUAGCGGUGGGUCUGCAAGAAUUUUUGCACAGCUGCACUUUAUGUCCUGUGUGAUUAUCGAGACUAGAGAAUCAAGAAGGGGAACAGUAGUUCAUGGAAGACAAGAAAAAGAAGAAAGAAGAGAAGAAGAAAAGGGAAACUUCUCAGAAGGUGCCAGAACAGAAAAUCAAAGUGCCAGAAUCAGCCAAGCCCUCCUGUUCCCAGCCCCUCUCCACCCCAGGUUCAGUGUCCCCCAGCCCUGGCCCCGUCUCCCCUUCCUCCCCGAGUCCUGGUCCGGGCGGGGUUUCUGCCCAGGUUCCUCCCGGUGGCGGGAACAAUGCAAAGCAGCGGACUGCUGUGGCCAACGGACAGCCCUCCUCCUCUUCCUCCUCCUCUUCUUCUCCAUCUGGAAGUCAGACUUCCCAGCAGCAGCAGCGGUACAUGUCCAGAGAGGUCCCACCGAGAUUCCGCUGCCAGCAGGACCACAAAGUGCUACUGAAGAGGGGUCAGCCUCCGCUGUCCUCCAUGCUGCUAGGCGGAGGAGUGGAGGGGGCUGCAGGAGGAGGAGGUGGUGGCUGGGCUCCCUCUGCAUCCCCACUGGGCGCAGAUAACAACAAUACAAAUGCAUCUGGACAUGCAGAUUCCAACAUGACUUCAUCCUCCCCUUUACAACCCAAGUCGUCAUCUUUGUGCGUCGCUGCUUUGUCGUCUUCUACUACUUCAACUUAUGCAAAUUCCACAUGGGGGGCGGGCCCUGGCAGCCAGUCCUCUUCUCAGGGCUGCGAGAGGGUGAUUGUGGAUGGGACUGACCUGGAGGACUGGCCCGCCAUCACAGGCGGGGCCAAACCGAGUUCUGACGGGGCUGCGGGGAGGACGCAGGAGCAGGACUGUCCCAGUAACAACAAUAGUGCCUCGUGGGGUGAGAGAAGCAUCCAGCAAAAGGGAGGAGUGAUAGGAGAAGGAGGAGCAGGGAACACAGACAAUCCCUCCCCACCUCGUUCUUCUCCUCUUUCCUCUUCUUCCUCUCUUAAUGAAUGUGCACAGUCGAGCGUGGGUGCGUGGGGCUCCUCCACCUCAUCCCAGGUGGAGGCUGGGCCAGGAUCAGCAGAGUUUUACAGUUCCAAAGUCUCCCAUCUUCUUUCUGGGUCUCAGGAAGGUCCAGUAAGUGGCAGCAACAACAGCGGUGUCACUGGUGCCAACUUCAACCCCAGUGUGAACCCGUCCGCUUGGCCCGCCCUGGGACAGAGUGGAACAACCACUUCAAACAGUGACAGCCUUCCGCUCCACUCGCCCAUUACUUCAGCUUCCUCAUUCUCUGCCAGCACCACCCUCAUCACCACUCAAACACUUUCAUCUGUGAAUCAAACUGGUCUCUACCAGCAGCACACUGACACAGCUGUGGGAGCCAAAAGUGAAGAACAGCAGCAGCACUUACAGAACCCAGGAUCCGAACUGGGUUCAGGAGGGGGAUCAAGAGAAGCAGGACCAAAUCAAGAAGGCGACAAUGAGGAAAGCUCUGGAGUUGUUAAGGGUGUAGAAGGAAGUGAUGAUCUUUCUGGUUCUUUGUCUUCCUCCUCUGUUGCCUCUUCUCGGAGAUCCAUGCCUCCUCUGUCCUCUGAACCAACUUUAUGUGCCUCACAGGCAGAUUUGUGGGGUGGAGGAGGUACUGUGACUCAAGGGCAGGAAGGGACUGUUUGGGGUUUUGGUAGUCAGGACGACAGAACGGGGUGGGGUAGGGGGAGUGGUGGGGACUCGGCAGCUCCAGCGGUAUCUCAGGAAGCGUGGGAAGGAGGCGGUUCGAAAGCAGAUUGGGUUGGCUCUGCCGAAAAUUCAAGUAAUUUAGCAAUAGGAAAUCAAAAAGGAGUAGAUGUUAGCAGCAGUAGUGCUGGAAAUGUAGGUGCUGGUGGCAGCAGUUCGGAGGACUCUGCCUCACCAAAGUUUGCUACUAUGACAAAAGCUUGGGACAAUCAGAAAGGGACGGAAAGUGAGGAUGUUGCUGUUGGGGAUUGGGUUGCAGGAGAGGUGCAGGGUGGAGUCACUGGAGGCGGAGGGCCCUCCUCCUCCAGUGGAGGUGGAUCCAUUGCUGGAAGCGGAGGUGAGGGGAGCGGUGGUGAACAGAAGCAGGAUAGGUCCUCUUCUGCACAACUCCGCUCCACGACUCAGACGUCCGGUGCUGAAGUGGCCUUACUGAGCAUGCUCAACCGGUCUGAUCUGGACCCCAAGGUUCUGUCUAACACUGGGUGGGGGCAGACCCAGAUCCGACAGAAUGUGGCCUGGGACCUGGACAGCAAAACAGGAGGAGGGAACAGAAGUGAAGGAAACCCUUCUUCUGCAUUCCCACCUGCCAGCAUGAACACUACAGCCAGUCGUAGUCCUCGGUACCUGCCCAACACGGGUUCAGUACCGGGUGAUUCAUCUGUAGGCAGUCACUCAAGUGGCCAAAAUUCUGCUUCCUCUACUGUUGAAGAUGGGGGUUCUUUUAUGCCUAGCAGUGCUAUGAAGCCAGGCUCGUCAGAUGACGAUAUGGAGAGCAGCACAGUUAGUGGAUGGAGCAAGGCUCCACCUGAAAACCAGGCCAAAAGAUGGAGGAGCGAAGAACAGCAGUGGGGCGAUCGCAGAGGAGGGGGAAACAACUGGAGGGACCUGGAAGAACAGGCUAGUGGGUGGGGAGAUGGCCCAGAGAGUAAAGGUACAGGGGGUUGGAAGGGUUCUGCAAAACCUGAAGCAGGGGGUUGGGGGGAGGAGUGGGGGCAGAGAGACUCUGCUACUGGGGGUGGGUGGGGAGAUAGACGCAGCAAAGGUGGAAGCAAAUCUGAUGAUGGACCAUCUUGGGGGGGCGUGGAUGAAGGCAGAUCUCAGCGAGGAGGGUCAAGUCUGGAUGAGGGCGUGUCUCACCAGGAUUGGGGGAGUACCAAGCCCCUCGCCGCACAGAUACCAAACAGCCAAGUCGCGCCAAUGAAAGCCCCAAAUCAGCAACAGCAGCAACCACACGGCCAGCGAGCGAUGGGAGGACCCAUGCAAGGAGGGUGGAGCAGCCGCUCAGGCGGAGGAACUGAAGGUCCACCCUCCAAGGGUCAGAACCAAAGUUUGGGCUGGAAAUCUGGCCCCAUCCCCCAAAUUUCUGGUGGUGAUACACUGGAGCCCAGUGGCUGGGAAGAGCCCUCCCCUCAGUCCAUCAGUCGCAAAAUGGAAAUAGAUGAUGGCACGUCAGCAUGGGGAGACCCGACCCGCUACAACAACAAGAACGUCAACUUGUGGGACAAGAACAACCCUGCCCCCGGUCAAAGUCACAGUCAGCACGCCCCUCCACCACCCAUGCAGCAGCCACCCCUUAGAAGACAACCGGGGAUGCAGCACAGCACCAACAAAAAUGCUGGCUGUGGUGCAGCUGGCCCAGGGAUGUGGGGAGGAGGAGGCGGCCCACAAACUGUGGAUGACGGCACAGCUGCUUGGGGCAAAGUGGCAGAUGCAAGUUCAGGUUGGGGAGAACCAGAUGAAGCCGGCAAAACAUCUGGCUGGAGGAACCCUUCACCCAACCCUGGAAAACCUGAACAAUUUCCAAAAGAAAGCAGGAGUCAACGAGAAGCAACUUCUCACCAAUCAUCUGUUUGCGCUGCAGGAGGGAAGUCUGUUGAAGGUUGGGGAGGAAAAGGGGACAGCUCCAUCUCUGCCUCCAGACACCCCAGCUGGGAGGAGGACGAUGAUGGCGGUGGAGUGUGGAACAGCACCGGCUCCCAGGGGAGCGGCUCCUCCUUCAGCUGUGGUGGGUGGGGUCCGACUCACGGAGGAAAGAGAGGCAGCAUGAAGAGUGGAGGAGGAGACAGCUGGGUGAAUUCGGUGUCACGCCAAUUCUCAAAUAUGGGCCUUCUGGGUGAUGAUUCCAGUGUUGACAAAAAGAUGGAAGCAGACAAGAGAGGAAUGAGCGACUAUAAUGGAGAGAUGCGCAGAGGAGGACGAGGUGGAGGCUACCGCAUGUCUGGCUCUAAAGACAUGGGUUCUAUGGACAUGGGAGCAUAUGGUGACAAGGUGGGGGGCCACGGAGUGUUUGCUCCCAGCGGAGGAGGAAUGCCUCCACCUCGAGGGAUGCACCAGCCCAGCAUCCAUGCGAUGAACCCGUCCCAGGGAUUACGUGCUCAAGUGCCUCAUCAGUUCUUGUCGGCUCAGGUUCCUGGUCCAAUGCUAAAGCAGAUGCCCUCUCCUGGUGGCAGUGUGGGUGGAGUUGUUGGAGGAGUCGGCGGUGUCGGCACAGGGGUCGGCGGUGUUGGUGGAGGAGUGUUCCCUCCUCAGAUUUCACCACAGCAGCUAGCAAUGCUUGGAAACAUAUAUCCCCACAUGCAGCAGUUCCAUCUGGCCUGCCAGCUUUUGCUACAACAGCAGCAGCAGCAGCAGCAGCAGCAACAACAACAACAGCAGCAGCAGCAGCUUCUGCAGAACCAGAGGAAGUUUCCUCCGCCUCUCAGACAGCAGCCAGACCCACAGCAGCUUGCAAGGAUUAUGGCUAUUCUGCAACAGCAGAGGCAGCAGCAGGGUGGAGUUGGUGGGGCAGCGCAGGGAGGGGGGGGCUCCAAACUGUCCCCAUCUCACCUGGGUGGAGGACUGUCCAAACAGGCCAUGGUAGACCCCCUGACACAUCCGGGCUUGGGGGGACCGUUAUCAGAUCCUUAUGCCAAAUCACAAGGCAUGUAUCCUGGUCUGGCACCUGGCAGCAACCUGUCAGCACUGGAGCUGAGUCCCAUGAUGGGGGGGAUGAAGGACAUGGGGGGACAGCAGUCUCGCUUUAAAUGGAUGAUGGAGGAACACUCUCCAGCUCCCUCUCCCCCAGACCCAACCCCUCACAAGAAUGGCCCUUUGCCCAGCUCCAUAAAGGUCAGAGGAGGGUCCCCCUUCUCCCAGUAUGAAAUGCUGGGCAGCGAAGGUGUGGGAAUUCCCCCUCAGGGUUCUGCAGACAACUGGCACCGCACUCCUGGGAGCAAAAUGGGAAACAAACCUGCCACUUCAAGCUGGCCACCAGAGUUCCAGCCUGGUGUGCCCUGGAAGGGAAUCCAAAGCAGUGGAGACCCAGAAUCUGAUCCCUACAUGACCCCUAGAAGUGUUCUAGGCUCUCCAGGAUCCCCAAACCUUAAUGACCCUGACCACCAGUUGCUGCGAGACAACAUAGGGCCAAACCCCCCCCUCAACACCUCGCUGCCUUCACCUGGUGCCUGGCCCUACAGUGCCUCUGAAAGCUCCCUGAGCAAUGCACACAGCGCAGGAAAGUACUCUGAGUACAAGCCCAGCUGGCCUCCAGAGCCCAUCGGACAAAAUAAAUUAUGGAAGACUAAUCGCAACAGCUCGCAGCUGCCACGCCCUCCUCCUGGCCUUACCAAUCAGAAACAGACCUCACCCUCUCCGUGGGGAACUGGAGUUCCUCGGUUGGCCAGGAGCUGGGGAGGGGGCGGGAUCAAUCAAGAGUCAAGAUUUGGGCCAGGCGCAGCUUGGAGUGAUGGUACUUCCUCUAGAAGCAGCUGCUGGUUACUGCUGAGCAACCUGACUCCUCAAAUCGACGGCUCAACAUUGCGGACGAUCUGUAUGCAGCAUGGCCCCUUGCUCACCUUCCACCUGGGCCUCACGCAGGGCAGCGCUCUGAUUCGUUACAGCACCAGGCAGGAAGCGGAGAAGGCCCAGGGUGCACUGCACAUGUGUGUUCUGGGCAACACCACAAUCCUGGCAGAGUUUGUGAGUGAAGAAGAAGUUGCGCACUAUUUUGCACAUUCCCAGGCUGGAGGGGCAGAAGGGGCCAGCUCAGGUGGAGCAGCAGGCAGUGGGGCACCUGGUUCUGCUGGAACAGGCACAACUGUGGCCAGCAGUGGCGGAAGCUCCCCUGGGAGUGAACGGGCAGCCGUGGGCACGUCUUCUGGAGGAAAUGGGAAUGGGGGUGGGGGAGACGAAGGUGGCACUUCCGUUCUUGGUGGCGUGAGGUCCUCCGGCACUGGCUGGCAGAGCCUCGAUGGUACCGGCCCUUCUUCUGAAACCCCUGCAGCUCAAGGGCCUGGACUGGGAAUAUUUUCUCAGUGGAGCACCAACGGAGCUGGAGAGGGGGCAGUUGUUGGAGUGGACACUGGGAGGUCUGGCCUAUGGGGGGGCAUGACCGCAGGAUACCCAAGCAGCAGCCUGUGGGGGGCACCACAAAUGGAGGAAAGGCACCAAAUGGACAGCCCUGCUGGAUUGUUGCCUGGCAACUUGUUGGGGGGAGGAGCUGAUUCCAUAUGAUGAGCCCUCUGUUUGUGGGUUUGGACACACAUAUGGUAUACACUGGGAUAAAUAUGUACUUAAUAUGGCACACACACCCUUACAUGGUAUGCAUAUUAAUGUACUACAUACAUAAACCUGCAUACGUAAAAGUAGUAUGCAUAGUACAUAAUGCAGAAAUGUGAGACUUGCUUACACAUUCUCAUGGCCAGACUUAAGCUAUUAUUAAGAAUAAAUAAAUGCAGGGACUGUUAGACGUGUAUACAGCCUUUUUCCACAGAUGAAGAUUUCAACUGCUUAGACUUGAAACCUAAAAAAGAAUGAAAAGUCGGUCUCAAAGACUUGACUGGAUUGCAGUGUGCUUAGUAAAUAGGGGGCUUUGUAACUGAUUUACAUAGACAUGCACACACCAAAUACAGAGAAGCCUUCAGACAGACAGACAGGCACUGUAAACAGCAUUACCUUCAUCGUAAAAUAAUUUCAAACUCUGUGAUGUGAGGUCUAAAGUGCAGUUUGUAUUCACAUCCCCUUAAAGAUGGAGAGCGAAUUCAGACACAUGCAAACAGCUCUGGUUGACAGCAGAACUGUAUCUAACUGUGUAUGUUGGUUUUUUGUUUGUUUUUUUGGUUUUCUGUUUGUAUGAUUUUUACUUUUUGAACAGUACAAACAUUGAAAAAUGUCAUUGUUCUGUUUUCAAGAUGCUGACCUCCUACUGUUGUAUUUCACGCACUCUUUCUCUGUUGUUCUCUCUUGAACAUGUUUGUUACUGUUGCAGUGAUAUUUGUUAAAUUGCUGGCAGUUUCAGGCUAAAUGCAUUUCUCCAUGUGUCGAUACUGUGUGCAGUAUCAUGCACACUAUACGAGUAUGAGUGAGACUGAGACCAAGUAAGUGGAUUAAACCACCGCAUUUGUUGUGCGUACGUGUGUGUGCAAGUGUGAGGACGGUGUGUGUGCAUGUUAAUGCCUGUCAUAAUGUGGGCAAGGCUGCUUACUAUACAUAAGGUCUAUACAAAAUAUUUUGAGUGCAUUUGGUAUACUGCUGACUGUGUGUUCGGAAAUAUUGGCACUAAUGCUUUUUUUCUUCUCAUUUGAAGUUUUGUUUUUUAAGGAGAUGUCUUUUUUUUUUAUUGUCUGACCUGCAAUAAUAAAAAAAAACAUUUUAAUGACACAAAGAGCUGAAGGUAUAUGCGUUUUAGAAAAUGGACAUGCCAAAUCUUAACUGUGUGGAGUGGGAGGAAUGGGUGGGGGGUUCGUUUACAGAGUAAGCGUUACGUACGUUUUUAAUGUUCUGUUGUUGUGUAUUCAUUUUAAAUUAAGACAGGCUUUAACACUCCUGUUCAGUGUUUCGUUUUGAGAUUUUACAAAGGAAAAAUUUAUUUAAACAUUGAGAACAAGAUUAAUAAAGAAGAAAGUUUUGGCUUCUAA